CAUCGACCACAGUGUACGAUAGUUCUGAUGAGUCGACCUUGGGAUCUAUCGAGGCGAAAUCAUCUAGGGACGAUCUGAACUGGAAACCUCAGAAGAAAGAAUGGUUCAUCAUGAUCAGUCUGUCCUUCAUAUCUUUCAUGGUAUCUCUCGAUUCUACCAUCUUAGUCACGGUCCUUCCAACCAUUGCAGGGGCUCUACAUGGCACAUCAAUCGAUGCCUUCUGGGCAGGUACAUCAUACCUUCUUACAAGUGCUGUUUUCCAGCCUGUCAUCGCUUCAAUUUCUGAGGUUUUUGGACGACAACAGCUUCUUCUCUUCUCCUUGGUGUUCUUCACCGUCGGCACAAUCAUGUGUGGCGCAGCCAACGACUUCACUGUUCUACUUGCUGGUCGCAGCAUUAAAGGUAUUGGAGGAGGUGGCAUCAUCACAAUGAACCAGGUGAUCUUUUGCGACAUUGUCCCACUACGCCUAAGGCCAAAGUACUUCGCUAUCGUCCUCAGCUCAUGGAGUCUUGGAACGCUUGUUGGUCCAAUGCUGGGCGGUGCUCUUGCGGAAAAUACUUCGUGGCGAUGGGUCUUCUGGAUCAAUCUGCCAUUCUGUGGUGUCGGCAUCAUCCUCGCAGUCUUCUUCAUCAGACUCAACGCAGUCGCGAAGAUGACGUUUGCGCAAAAGCUGAAGCAUACUGACUUCCUUGGUGCGUUUUUGUUCGUUGGCGGGUUGACUUCUAUUCUCAUUGGUCUGUCAUGGGCGGGCAUCCAAUACUCCUGGACUUCUGUUCAAACACUCUGCCCAGUCAUAGUCGGCUUUGCUGGCCUUGUUGGUUUCGUUGUGUGGCAAAAGAUGGCAGCUUCACACCCAUUGCUUCCGUUAUCGUUGUUCUACUGUCCAUCUGCAUUCGCGGCAUUCUACUGCGCAUUUGUCAAUGGUUUAGUGAUCUUUAUGGGAUUGUACUACUUCCCCUUCUACAGUAUGAGCGCGCGCGGAGUGUCAGCUAUCAAAUCUGGGGUUGACCUAUUGCCGGCUCUUGUUCUUUUCCUCCCUGGCUCCAUCAUCGUUGCCACCCUCACCACUCGAUUGGGCCGUUUCCGUUGGGCUCUCUGGGUGGGAUGGGCCAUCAUGACCCUCGGCAGCGGGCUUUGGAUCUUGCUUGAUGAAGACGUCAAGACUGCAGUUUGGGCCGUUGCGCUUGCGGUCUUUGGUGUCGGUGCUGGAAUGGUUCUCACCAGCGUGAAUGUUGCCAUCCAGGCCAUCGCUCACGUAGAAGACGCAGCAAUGGCUGCUAGCAUGUAUGGCUUCUUCCGAAGCCUAGGUAUGCCAAUUGGUGUCAUUCUUGCCGGAACCAUUUUCCAGAACGUCAUGUCCACGCGCCUUGAAACACUUAACCUUCCUACUGCGAUUGCACAUGACUCUGAGCGUUAUGUUCACGUACUCCAAGCAAUGGACCCUGCUGAUCCUAAGCGUGCCCUCAUUAUCGACGCUUAUGUGACGGGCUUUCGCGGUAUCUGGAUCUUUAUGGUAGGAAUGACAGCGACCGGGUUGCUUGCUAGUGUGUUCAUCAAAAAGUUCGAUAUGAACAAGGAGUUGAAGGGCAAGUUUUCGGUCGGGCCAUCGAAAGAGGCGCCGGCAGACAAUGUCUGAUCAAUGGUUCAAUGUCUCCUUGGCUCUGAUCAUAUCUUUUUAUUACACGCCUUAGAAAAUAUGC
Molecule: messenger RNA, 1701 nt
Organism: Aaosphaeria arxii CBS 175.79
Lineage: Eukaryota; Fungi; Ascomycota; Dothideomycetes; Pleosporales
Product: MFS general substrate transporter
Exons: 5
Coding region: 111-1637 (508 amino acids)
Biological process (GO): transmembrane transport
Molecular function (GO): transmembrane transporter activity
Source: RefSeq, a predicted model, not a curated record